AUGUUUGGAUUUUCAAAACCUGAUAAAGAGGCAAAGCAUUAGGAGAUAAUAUUUGACCUUAUUUGUAAGGUCUAUCCAAUGCCUCAAGCCAGUACCUAACCUGACGAUCAUCUCUCUCUCUCACCUUCUCUUCCUCUCUCCAUCUCUCGGAUGGGCCUCAUCCAUUCCUGGUUCAUCAACGUCCAUUAAUGGGGGAGUCCAGACCUGAAACCAGCGCCCCUACCUCCUGCAGGGAUGAAGCUCAGGCACCAGCAACCCCUACAACCCCAAAAGCUCCUAUAACACCACGCCAGCCGAUUUCCCUUGUCCAGCCAUCCCAAAAGAACAAGAAAAAUAAACCAAAAAUCGUUCGUGUCUUUCGAUCCGUUUUUCGUUCAUUCCCUAUCAUCAACCCUACAUGCAAGUUCCCAACCAUCCCUGUCGGGUUACCGACGGACACUAACAAAUGCAGUUCAGGAACUAGAGUGACCGGAACUUUGUUCGGAUAUCGUAAAGGUAAGGUAAGUCUUUCCGUGCAGGAGAACCGUAAGUGCCUCCCUUCGUUAGUUGUUGAGUUGGCCAUGCAAACCAACGUGCUACAAAAGGAAUUGAGUGCCGGGAUGGUAAGGAUUGCCCUGGAAUGUGAAAAGAGAGCUGAAAAGGAUAAGGUAAAACUAUUCGAUGAACCUUUGUGGACAAUGUAUAGCAAUGGGAAAAAAACUGGAUAUGGGGUUAAGCGAGAGGCCACGGAAGAGGAUUUGAACGUGAUGGAACUCCUCAAAGCGGUGUCAAUGGGGGCUGGCGUGUUGCCAGGGAAUUCCGAGACUGAGGGCCAAGAUGGAGAGUUAGCCUACAUUAGGGCCUAUUUCGAUCGUGUUAUUGGCUCCAAGGAUUCCGAGACUUUUUACAUGUUGAGCCCAGAUGGGAACAAUGGGCCUGAGCUCAGUAUUUUUUUUGUGAGGAUCUGAUUCUGAUUUAGUCCAAAUAUGGAGUUGAUCAACAGGCUGAUGAGGCUGACGUACAUCAGGGGGUUCACUUGAUUAACAUUGUGAUGUUGAAUCAUGAAUAUAUAUCCUCCUGGUAUGUGAAAGGCUGAUAGGGAUUUUUAGAUGCAGUUGGGUAGAGAGUCUAAUCAAUUUGAUUGAUCAGAACACCCCAUUACUAAGGUGUUCUAGGAUUCCACCAAGGCAGCAUUGUAUACUUUUUCUUUUCAUUUUUGUUUCCGUGAAAGGUUUUGUUUUUCUUUUAUCAAUGAACAAUUGUAGCUUACUGUUAAAAAGGGAUUAUUAUUUUUCACUAUCAAUAGCUAGGUUUUGCAAGUUUCCAUUAUCAGUUAUAUAAAAGCUUGUUCAGCCCUGCUACUACUAGCUCUAACCUUAAAAUUUUGUACAACUUGGAUACAUAC
Messenger RNA from Durio zibethinus, 1384 nucleotides. Its product is annotated as protein MIZU-KUSSEI 1. Lineage: Eukaryota; Viridiplantae; Streptophyta; Magnoliopsida; Malvales; Malvaceae. Gene Ontology annotation, biological process: hydrotropism. The record is from RefSeq and is a predicted model, not a curated record.